Messenger RNA from Cottoperca gobio, 6333 nucleotides. RefSeq names its product TYRO3 protein tyrosine kinase (gene tyro3). Gene Ontology annotation, molecular function: transmembrane receptor protein tyrosine kinase activity; ATP binding; protein binding. The record is from RefSeq and is a predicted model, not a curated record. The transcript has 19 exons. The coding region runs from base 355 to 3012 and encodes 885 amino acids. Gene Ontology annotation, biological process: phagocytosis; multicellular organism development; protein phosphorylation. NCBI's taxonomy places the organism in Eukaryota, Metazoa, Chordata, Actinopteri, Perciformes, Bovichtidae. Gene Ontology annotation, cellular component: plasma membrane; signaling receptor complex.
GUUACUUUCUCCUCAGAGGAAAGCAGCAGCGGAAUGUGUGGAAGUGUUUGCUGUUUGAUAACAAAGUCUACAUGAACUUUCCUGUGGAUUUAACCUCCUUCAUGAAACAAAAUCAUCAGUUUUUGAGCAGUUUAUCUUUCAGUUGCUCCACUGAAAUGGAUUCUCUUCCAUGAAUUUUGCGUUUUAUCCUCCGAACUGCUGCCUCCACUUUUUUCCGGUGGAAAUCCUGUUUGUCCAGCUGAAAAUGAGGCUUCAGUGAAGGAGUAGUGAGAUAUCCGAGCCGAACCGAGCCGAGCUAACCCGGUUAAUGUGAGGGACAGUUUAAAAACAUCCACCUGCAGAAAUAAUGAGAAAAUGAAGAUGAUUCUGUGGAUUUUACUGUUUUUACUACGAAGUCAGGCAGGCACCUGUGGAAAUGGUGUGUUUUUCACGAAGCACCCGUCCAAUCAGACUGUGUCUCAGGGGAACGGAGCGAGGCUCGGCUGUGCAGUUCAGGGACUGACUGAGCCGGACAUUGUGUGGAUGAAGGACGGAGAGAAACUCUACAGCACUGACCAGAUGUUCAUCACACUGGGAGAGCAACACUGGGAGACUUACCACAGUGUGAAGUCUGUGCAGCAGCAGGAUGCGGGUCAGUACUGGUGUGAGGUCGAGUAUCAUGACUUGACAUUCUCCUCUGAACGAGCCUGGAUCACAGUGGAAGGUGUCCCUCACUUCCUUCAGGAGCCACAGGAUGUGGCGACGUUCCCUAACGUACCUUUCAACCUUACCUGUGACGCAGUCGGCCCCCCCGAGCCCGUGGAGGUGCUGUGGUGGCUGGGGGGGGCCCAGGACGGGGAGCCCAGACCGUCCCCCUCAAUCCUCCACGUCCAAGGAGUGAACAGCAGUGUGAAGUUUUACUGUGAAGCGAAGAACACCAGAGGAAUCUCCGUCUCUAGAACUGGAACUGUUCACAUUAAAGUGUUGCCGGCGGUGCCCUUUGGGCUGCAGGUCCUGAGGAUGCUGGACAACAACGUCACGAUCUCAUGGAAACCAGGAUUCUCAGGACACUCUGAGCUGUCCACCUGCAUCGUCCAGCUGUCGAGGCGUGCAGCCCGGAGGUGGGACCUCCCCCAGCAGCAGGUGCGCGUUCCCCCUCACCUGCAGGUCCUGUCUGGUCUGAGGAGUCACCAGAACUACAGCGCCAGAGUCUCCUGUGUGAACGAGGUGGGGGCGUCGCCCUUCUGCCCCUGGCUGCACUUCCAGACCCCUCAGUCAGUUCCCUCAGCGGCCCCCAGGAACCUGACGUUUGAGCUGUCGGAGCAGCAGCUGGCUCUGAACUGGGCCAAGCUGCAGGACGAGGAGCUGCAGGGGAAACUGUUGGCCUACAAGGUGCAGUGGACUCUGGGAGGAGAACCACAGGAGCCUCUACUGUUUAAGGACAACUCCGCUCAGCUGUCGGGAGGAGGUCGUUUCUUUAACGCCUCCUUCCAGGUGUCGGCCUGCACCUCAGUGGGCUGUGGCCCCUGGAGUCCCCCGGUGCUGGUGCUGCCCGCCUCAGUGCAGGUCCAGGUCCAGCGGAGCCACAUGUGGGUCGGAGUGCUGCUCGGCCUGCUGGUGGCCACCCUGGUCGGACUGCUGCUCACCGUGGUCGCUCACCGCCGCGAGAAAGAGACGCAGUUUGGCUCGGCCUUCAAGCCUCCGGGUCCUGAGAGCUCCGUCUCCUUCACAGCGGCUCGAUCCUUCAACAGAAGCUGUGCUGAGCUGCAGGAGUCCACAUUGGACAGUCUCGGUAUAAACGUUGACCUGAAGAACAAACUGCAGGACGUUCUGAUCCCAGAGCGGCUGCUCACACUGGGACACAUGCUGGGGAAAGGUGAGUUUGGCUCGGUGCGUCAGGCGUUUCUGAAGUCGGAGGACUCGUCCGUCCAGAGAGUGGCGGUCAAGGUGCUGAAAUCUGACAUCACUUCGUCCAGUGACAUCGAGCAGUGUCUGAAGGAGGCGGCCUACAUGAAGGACUUCCACCACCCCAACGUGAUCCAGCUCAUCGGAGUGAGUCUUCACCGGCGUCAUGGCCAGCGACUCCCGAUCCCGAUGGUGAUUCUUCCGUUCAUGAAGCACGGAGAUCUGCACACCUUCCUGCUGCUGUCCCGACUCGGAGAUCAUCCUUUCGACAUGUCUCUGCAGACUCUGCUGCGGUUCAUGUUGGACAUCUCUCAGGGGAUGAAGUACCUGAGCAGCAGGAGCAUCAUCCACAGAGACCUCGCUGCCCGCAACUGCAUGCUGAAUGAGAACAUGACGGUGUGUGUCGCAGACUUUGGUCUCUCUAAAAAGAUCUAUAGUGGAGAUUAUUACAGACAAGGUUCAGUCUCUAAACUUCCUGUGAAGUGGAUCGCUCUGGAGAGUCUCGCCGACAACGUGUAUACCACACAGAGCGACGUGUGGGCGUUUGGAGUGACGAUGUGGGAGAUCAUGACUCGAGGUCAGACUCCGUACCCCGGCGUGGAGAACUCAGAGAUCUACGAGUAUUUGAUCAAAGGAGAGCGUCUGAAGAAACCUCCAGACUGCAGAGACGACAUUUAUGAGAUCAUGCACAGCUGCUGGAGUCCCGUCCCUAAAUGUCGUCCCAGCUUCCAACACCUGGUCGACCAGGUGGAGGCGCUGAGUCACAGCCUGUCCCCCGCCCCCCCACUGAAGGAGCCUCUGCUCUACGUCAACCUGGAGGGGGACGAGGGGGAGCCGGGCGGAGGGGGUGCGGUUGGAGUGAGGGCCCCAGGGCCGGAGGAGGCGAUGGCGGCCGGGGCAGCGAGCUGGAGCAUCCCCUGGCAGCACAGGGCGGAGGAAGAGGAGAAAGACUGGCUGAUGGUGGGGUCCGGGGCCGCGCUCGCCAUCGGAGGAGACUACAGGUACAUAAUCGGCCCCUGUGGAGCCCCCGAGGAGGAGGGGGGGGUAGACGGAGCAGGGAGGAGGGGGGAGUCGAUGGACACGUUGCAGGAGGAGGUCAGAGACGAAGAGGACGUCAUUAAUGUCUGACCAAUCACAGCGCUCUUCUGACUGGACCUCUACCUGAGCUCGUUAGUAAGCUGAUCAGAGAGGAACGCUCACUUUAUGGCACUGAGCAGCAGCAGGCGGGUGGAGACUGAACUGAUUCUCUCUGCUGAAGGUACAAACCUGCAGUCCGACACACAAUCAGUACCUUGAAGAACACACUGAUAACAUGUGUACUGCUGGGACUUGAAGCUCAAAGACACAAGAAGUGUUGCAACUAGAAAAGUGAGAUUAAAAUCACUCGACCAGCAGCUACUAAUAAUUUCAUGCUAAUAUCAUUUUUAUCAUAUUAACAAUUGGUAUCAAACCAUUUGGUAUUAGAAAUAGCGGCUUUGCUGAAAAUGAACAUGAAUCAGGUCAGUUUUAAAUCGUAAAACAUCAGUUUUAUUAUGUUUUUAUUUAGUGAGGUCCGUCUAACUCAAUUUAAUUUAUUCUCUCAUGUUGCGAGUUACUUUGAUCUAGUUUUACUGUAAAGUUGCACAAUGUACUCAGUCUGCAGAGGAAAUGGAUUCCACGUGUUGUAUUCCAGAAACGCAACACGUAGAACAACUACGACACACCAGUUGGGAACCAGUAUGUGCUAAUAGUGACUUGAACGGUUCGGGUCCAACAGUAAUUGAUCAAUCUAACUGCAACCUUCAAGAAAUGUCAGUUUUACUAGAUUUGGUCAAUGUUAGCCCAAAGUGCGUGCACGCAUUUAAGUGCGUCAUUUGUUCGUAGCAUGGCUAAUCCGACUAGUCCAGUUAAUCAAAUUCCACGAUGUAUAAGCCAACAUUUAUCUUUUAACAUGUAUGUUUGUGAUGAAGACCCAUAAAUGUGACUCGGUAUAUUUGGUGUUCUGGACGUUAUAGUGUAAAGAUCAGGUGGUCAGCGCCCUCUGGUGGACAAACUCUAACUGCAACAUCUUUCUACUGCUGUUUGUUACUUCAGUGCUUUUUACACCUAAACUAAUAUCUAUUUAUAUAACACAACCUCCAUCAUAAGCUCCUCUCAACUCCGCUUGCGUUGGACGACUCUGAUGAUCUGCAGCCAGUUUCUAAAACCUACUGGACAGCCUGAAAACAUAAGAGUGGGGCUAUUAUACAUUCACCAAAACGUCCAAGUAUUCAUUUAAAUAUAAUUAUUUGUAUGUAUUUAGACUUGAUUUGUUAUAGUUUGACACUGAGAUCACUGAUGGAAGCUAAACAAAUCUCUCAGAUGUCUCUACUAUGGAAGCCAGUAAUGAGAAACCUUCUCAAAACAAUAACUUAGUAUCUAGAAAUAAUGAGAUCAUCUCAAAAUAAUGUCUUAGUAUCUCAAAAUACUGAGAAACUUAGAGAAAGAUUUUCAUCAUGAUGACUUACAACUAUAUUUUUUUCAUAACAUUGGUGGAAAUGGGCUUCCAUACUCCACAAUUUGGUCGUGGGAAGAUUUCUGAAGUAAUUUGGUCCGUGCGUUUCAACAGCCAGAUGGAGCUAGAUGAUGUUAUAAGAAUAAAAUGCAUAAAAGUUGCUGUUGGGACUUUGAAUAAUGUCAACUGAACAAAGUUUGGCUCCGGGCCCACAGCGUUCAAAUGUUGUUUAAUACUGUGUGCACAUCAUACACUGAAGUAACAGGGCCUGAAGGCAACACCUGCAUCAUUAUUACCUGAUCAUACCGUCAGGGGGUGGCUGGGGGUUUAUUUUUGUUUUUUUCCACGCAUAUAAUUUGGCCUUCAUCUGCACAUUCCCGUGCGACAAUGAUCCACGCUUUGUGAUUACAAGGAAACCAGAGAAAACUCUGCCUGUAAAUUGAGGCCAUGAGAUGCGGCUGAAAGCGAGUGAACAGACCUUUUUAUUGUCAAACUGUUGUUCUGAUUUUGAAAGUAUUGUGAGCGCCGUGUUUCGGGUUCAUUGGCGUCACGAGUUCAAGGGGUCAUCGAUCUUUUCAUUGACGAAUAACUUCACUAUAUUUCAACUUUAUUCGGCUUCAUUUAAUUGUCUUUCUGAUCAGCAACAUUAUUCAGGCUUGACAGUAAAGCAGAUUACAAUAUAGUCUAAAUAGCAAUUUCGUUUCCUAUAAUUUACAGAUGAAACUAAAUUAAUCUGCUAGUAUUUUUGAUAAAUGAUUUGUUAAAGUAAUUUUUCAAAAUGGGCUUAUUCCGACUUUACGUUUAUUAAAUUGGAAAAUCAGUAACUUGUUCUCAGACGAAGACAUUUAAAGACUCGCUGAAAUUGUAGCAUUUUUCACUAUUUUCUAUUCCCUGUGUCCAUAAUGCUCUGUUCUAAUAUAUAUUUUGUCAUUUUAAUAUUAAGAGCAGAAACGAUCAGGUGAUUCAUUUUUUUGUUUUUUUAAUAGGGGAUUACUGAUUGUCAUUUUUAAAGAAAAAAAAUAUCGCUGUUCCAAACUUCUGUUGUCGUUUCAAUGUGAAUUUAUGCAGUUCUUUCAGUCGUCUGUUAAUAAACUUUAUAUGUUUUGGUGUUUGAAUUGCUGGUCAGAAAAAAACAAGACAUUUGAAGACGUCCCUUGGACCUAUAGACACUGAAAGUCACUAGAGCUGCAACAAUUAGUCGAUCAAUAUAAACAAAUAAUCUGUAGUUGCUGCCCUAAAAUGCACAUUUUCUACUAUUACUAGGUAUUAUUAGUUGAACAUUCAAACAAUCGCUGCAGCCGUCGUAUUAUAGUUGUUCACGUGAAAUAUUUGUUGCAAGCAGUUGAUUUUAACUUCUAGUUUUGUGGCCUUUUAUUAUUUAAGUUUAUAUUGUGCAGUUCACUUAAUAAAUGUGUUUAAUACAUACACAGUGAACAGAAAGUGGGAACAUUAGGGGGUCAUUGGGGGCCCUACAGCACACUGGGGCCCCGGAGCCCCUGUGGUGGAUUAAUCCGGCCCUGACUGCUGCUGUUGUACAUAUCGUGCAUUUGAAUUUUGCUGCUCUAAACUGACUCACUUCUACAUUUCCAGACUAACAUUGUAAAAACGUCCUUUAGAAUAUCACUAAACAAUGUUGUAUAUUUGAGUCCGAUGUAUUUUAGAAAUCUGGGAUGUUUCAUUGAUCCUGGGGGUAAAGUUACAUGGUUUGUAUGUAGCUGGUGUCUGUCUGUAAAACUGUUUAUUUCCUGCCAUGAUGUUUGAAUUAAACAUUUCGUUGACUUUUCUGUCUGCGCCACUCAUGUCGGGAUAUCAAGGGACCGUAUGUUUUAAUGUAUCCGAUGGUUUGUAUGUGAUAUAGAUCCAACUCUGAAUUUAUUCAAGACCCAACUUGAAGCGUAUGUCCAUACCGGUCUGACUUCAGAUAUGUACAGAGAGCCUUUGUGAGACUUGACAAAUAAAGUGUUGUGUCGCACUGA